Symphalangus syndactylus (siamang) is the source of this 4150-nucleotide messenger RNA. RefSeq names its product epidermal growth factor receptor substrate 15-like. NCBI's taxonomy places the organism in Eukaryota, Metazoa, Chordata, Mammalia, Primates, Hylobatidae. The record is from RefSeq and is a predicted model, not a curated record. Gene Ontology annotation, molecular function: cadherin binding; calcium ion binding. Gene Ontology annotation, biological process: endocytosis; endosomal transport. Gene Ontology annotation, cellular component: clathrin coat of coated pit; cytoplasm; plasma membrane.
AUGGCUGUGGCGGCCCAGCUCUCUCUGACACAGUUCUGGAGUGGGAAUCCUGUAUAUGAAAAAUACUAUAGACAGGUUGAUACAGGCAAUACUGGAAGGAUGUUGGCUUCUGAUGCUGCUGCUCUCCUGAAAAAAUCAGGGCUUCCAGACUUGAUACUUGAGAAGAUUUGGGAUUUAGCCGACACAGAUGGCAAAGGUAUCCUGAACAAACAAGAAUUCUUUGUUGCUUUGUGUCUUGUGGCAUGUACCCAGAAUGGACUGGAAGUUUCACUAAGUAGUUUGAACCUGGCUGUUCCUCCACCAAGAUUUAAUGAUACCAGUAAUCCUUUGCUAUUCAGUGGAACCUCUGCAGCUGAGCUCCUAUGGGCUGUAAAACCUGAAGAUAAGGCCAAAUAUGAUGCAGUAUUUGAUAGUUUAAGCCCAGUGAAUGGAUUUCUAUCUGGUGAUAAAGUGAAACCAGUGUUGCUCAACUCUAAGUUACCUGUGGAUAUCCUUGGAAGAGUUUGGGAGUUGAGUGAUAUUGACCAUGAUGGAAUGCUUGACAGAGAUGAGUUUGCAGUUGCCAUGUUUUUGGUAUACUGUGCACUGGAGAAAGAACCUGUGCCAACGUCCUUGCCUCCAUCCUUGGUGCCACCAUCUAAGAGAAAAACGUGGGUUGUAUCCCCUGCAGAAAAAGCUAAACAUGAUGAAAUCUUCCUGAAAACUGAUAAAGAUAUGGACGGAUUUGUGUCUGGAUUGGAGGUCCGUGAAAUAUUCUUGAAAACAGGUUUACCGUCUACCUUACUAGCCCACAUAUGGUCAUUAUGCUACACAAAGGACGGUGGGAAGCUUUCAAAGGAACAGUUUGUCUUGGCUUUUCACUUAACCAGUCAGAAGUUAAUCAAGGGCAUUGAUCCUUCUCACGUUCUUACUCCUGAAAUGAUUCCACCAUCAGACAGGUCCAGUUUACAAAAGAACAUCAUAGGAUCAAGUCCUGCUGCAGAUUUCUCUGCUAUUAAGGAACUAGAUACUCUUAACAAUGAAAUAGUUGACCUACAGAAGGAAAAGAAUAAUGUGGAACAGGACCUUAAGGAGAAGGAAGAUACUAUUAAACAGAGGACAAAUGAGGUUCAGGAUCUUCAAGAUGAAGUUCAAAGGGAGAAUACUAAUCUGCAAAAACUACAGGCCCAGAAACAGCAGGUAAAGGAACUCCUUGAUGAACUGGAUGAGCAGAAAGCCCAGCUGGAGGAGCAACUCAAGGAAGUCAGAAAGAAAUGUGCUGAGGAGGCCCAACUGAUCUCUUCUCUGAAAGCUGAAUUAACCAGUCAGGAAUCACAGAUCUCCACUUAUGAAGAAGAAUUGGCAAAAGCUAGAGAAGAGCUGAGCCAUCUACAGCAAGAAACAGCAGAAUUGGAGGAGAGUGUAGAGUCAGGGAAGGCUCAGUUGGAACCUCUUCAACAGCACCUACAAGAUUCACAACAGGAAAUUAGUUCAAUGCAAAUGAAACUGAUGGAAAUGAAAGAUUUGGAAAAUCAUAAUAAUCAGUUAAAUUGGUGCAGUAGCCCACACAGCAUUCUUGUGAAAGGAGCUACAGAUUAUUGCAGCCUCUGCACCAGCAGCAGUGAAACAGCCAACCUUAACGAACAUGCUGAAGGCCAGAGCAACCUAGAGUCUGAGUCCAUACACCAGGAAUCUCCAGCAAGAAGUGGUCCUGAACUACUGCCUUCUGGUGUGACUGAUGAAAAUGAGGUGAUUACAGCUGUUACUGAAAAAGUUUGUUCAGAACUCGACAAUAAUAGACUCAAAGAGGAAGAUCCAUUUAAUGUAGACUCAAGUUUGCUGACAGGUCCAGUUGCAGAUACGAACUUGGAUUUUUUCCAGUCUGAUCCUUUCGUUGGCAGUGAUCCUUUCAAGGAUGAUCGUUUUGGAAAAAUCGAUCCAUUUUGUGGUGAUCUUUUCAAAGAUUCAGAUCCAUUUGCAUCAGACUGUUUCUUUAGGCAAUCUACUGAUCCUUUUGCCACUUCAAGUACUGACCCUUUCAGUGCAGCCAACAAUAGCGGUAUUACAUCGGUAGAAACGUUGAAGCACAACGAUCCUUUUGCUCCUGGUAACAGAACAGUUGUUGCAGCAAGCGAUUCAGCCACAGACCCCUUUGCUUCUGUUUUUGGGAAUGAAUCAUUUGGAGAUGGAUUUACCGACUUCAGCACAUUGUCAAAGGUCAACAAUGAAGAUCCUUUUAGUUCAGCCACAUCGAGCUCUGUCAGCAACGUAGUGAUUACAAAAAAUGUAUUUGAGGAAACAUCGGUCAAAAGUGAAGAUGAACCCCCAGCACUGCCACCAAAGAUCGGAACUCCAACAAGACCCGGCCCUCCACCACCUGGGAAAAAAUCCAUCAACAAAUUGGAUUCUCCUGAUCCCUUUAAACUGAAUGAUCCAUUUCAGCCUUUCCCAGGCAAUGAUAGCCCCAAGGAAAAAGAUCCUGAAAUGUUUUGUGAUCCAUUCACUUCUGCUACUACCACUACCAAUAAAGAGGCUGAUCCAAGCAAUUUUGCCAACUUCAGUGCUUAUCCCUCUGAAGAAGAUAAGAUCGAAUGGGCCAAGAGGGAAAGUGAGAGAGAGGAAGAGCAGAGGCUUGCCCAACUAAAUCAGCAAGAACAAGAAGACUUAGAACUGGCUAUUGCACUCAGCAAAUCUGAGAUAUCAGAAGCAUGAAGAAAUCUCUUGUUCUUUGGCAACAAUAUAAUACUCUUCUUCCUGAAUACUGAAACUAUUUACAAUGUGUAUCAAAACUACUUGUGAGCAUGGGAAUACAAAAGGUUUGAGAUUCCUGUAAAUGUGACAAAAUUUUAGGAUUUUUUUCUUCAUUACAGAUUCGUCUUUUUUCUUUUUUUCUUAUAAAAGCUGUAACCCAGUCAGACAAAUUCACCUUCACUUAGGCCCCUGUUCUGGUGUACAUUUACUGUGAGCUUUUGCCUGCCUGUGCUAUUUUACUUGUAAAGCUAGAGCACCCAAGCUUCUGCCUUCUGGAAUAUAGAGAAAUAGUUUCGCCCUGCACUACCCUGUUCUGUAGUUAUUCUGACGAUAGCCAGUGAGGUUCUUAAAGUUUGCAGUAUUCUCCCCUGAUCAGAAUGGUUGAGUGAGGAUAAGGGAAAGAAUAUCUUAUUUCUUUUAUGAUUGGUGCAAAUUGGCUAAAGUGCAUUUUUAAAUUUCCUCUACUUAAGUUGUUUUUUAGAGACAAGGAAAAAUAUUUUGCACAGAUUUACUCCACUAUGGAAAAGGGACGCUUUAGGUUGAACCAUUAUAGCCUCAGAUUCAAUCUUUUCCUAACUAAAAAUAUUAAAGCCUCAUGUGUGAAAUAAAUUUUUAAAAAGAUUUAUCUGGAUUUAGAGAAUUUUAGAUCAACAGAUACCUCUCAGUGUGUUUGCUAAUUAAUAAAAAUCAGUUUCUUACAAAUAAAGUUUUGUAAGAAAAUGUUCAUUUUAAGUGCUAGAUAGUGGAGAAAAUUUAUCACCUAAAAUAUACCCAUCAGUAUAACGCAAGCAAAAGUCUUAACAUGGCAGCCAUUCUGCCUUUGCCGUGGCCCUGUCCUGUUUAGUUCUUAGUGGGUUAAUUUUUGUACUUUUGCAGAAGAAACUUCAGCAAGCUAGAACUGGAAGUUACUUUAAUUUUUCAUAUAUAUAUUUUUUUUUUUUUAAAUGAAGGCUCAUUUACUUGAAAUGUAAAAACUUUCACUGAAUACAAAUAGAAAAACUGAUGUGUUUUAUAUCAUAUUGCUUUUUGUCCAUCUUUGUGGUUUAGUUUAUUUACUCACUUCAUGUUUUUCACCUAUAAAAUUGUCAAGCUAGCAAAAAAACUCUUGUUUUUUUAAUUGGGAGAGAAGAGACCUGCCAGAUUAUCAAACCUCUUCAUGUUAAAAGACCAUCUCCUGUAAAAGUGACCUAGUGGACAAGCUGAAUUUGAAAUAGACUGUGAAGUAAGCUGUAACUUGUCAUUUUAAUUUUGUUUAACAUGGCUACUUAAUUAGAUGAUGUAUUGAAUACCAAGAUAAAGAAAAAUGCACCUAAAAUCUAAUUAGAAUUCUCUGGGUCACCAAGUCAAGGUGGUAUUGAUCUGUGUUAAUCUGAGUAACUUAUUGCCUAGCCUAUAAAUAAAUUCCAAAAUAUCCAAUUCA